Messenger RNA from Gryllus bimaculatus (two-spotted cricket), 393 nucleotides. The record is from the annotation of a GenBank genome assembly. Lineage: Eukaryota; Metazoa; Arthropoda; Insecta; Orthoptera; Gryllidae.
GUACUGGGCGGUGACGAACGUGGACUACAUCCACACGCGCAACAGCUCGCGCAUCGGCGCCAUGAUCGUGGUGGUGUGGGCGGUGGCGCUGAUCGUGUCGCUGGCGCCGCAGUUCGGCUGGAAGGACCCGGAAUACCUGGACCGCAUCAACCUGCAGCAGCGCUGCCUGGUGAGCCAGGACAUCGCGUACCAGGUGUUCGCCACCUGCUCUACCUUCUACGUGCCGCUGCUCGUCAUCCUGGUGCUGUACUGGAAAAUCUUCCAGACGGCGCGCAAACGCAUUCACCGGCGCCGCCAGCAGCGGCCCACCGUCACCGACCACGCCUCCGCCGCCGGCCGCUCGGGCGCCACCAACAACAACGCGCCUGCGGGCGGCGGCGCGGGCGGGGGCGC